Paralichthys olivaceus (Japanese flounder) is the source of this 3494-nucleotide messenger RNA. It is a transcript of the gene cfap70, whose product is annotated as cilia and flagella associated protein 70. NCBI's taxonomy places the organism in Eukaryota, Metazoa, Chordata, Actinopteri, Pleuronectiformes, Paralichthyidae. Gene Ontology annotation, biological process: cilium movement; cilium assembly. Gene Ontology annotation, molecular function: protein binding. Gene Ontology annotation, cellular component: motile cilium; extracellular exosome. The record is from RefSeq and is a predicted model, not a curated record.
UCAGAUUGUAAGUGAACGCACCAGCAUGUGUACUGUCGCCAUGGAAACGUGAAUCUGUGUAUCUGAAGGAAGAGGCUAACCGCUAGCUGCUAGCUGCUAGCUGCUAACCGCUGACCGCUGAACGUUGUUCUGUGGCCCGUGUUCACAAUGGAGACGCCCGGUGACUCCACAGAAACAGACUUUAUUAAAAUAACUGCAUCGCGCGGAAACAACCUGCAGGGGAAAAAGACGGACAGCUUCCAGAGUUUUCUGCAGGUUGAAGUGGACAGAGUUCUGCUGGGAGAGUCAGACAAGAAGCAGUACGACCCCGUGGAGCAGCGCGUUGACUACAACUUCACCUGCAAAUAUCACUGUCUCCAUGACGCCCAGGCUCUCAGUGACAUGGCCCAUAAACCAAUCAUAUUGACUGUGACUGAGUUCCUGCCUGAGGAGAAGAAAGUUGAAGCCAAGACGGUGGUGCUGGGCCAAGCUGUGGUCGACCUGCUGCCGCUGCUGCACGGUCAGUGCAGCUUCUCAGCCACUGUCCCAUUGAAUCCUGUGACCAGCCCCCCAACCAAGUCUUCCAAGGGGCUACAUAGAGGAGGAAGUGAGUCCAGAGCAGGAAGAGAAAAGUGCAGCCAGCAGUCGACCCUGGAUGUGAGUGUCAGCGUGUCGGCUCCGCUUCUGUCUGAGAUCGAAUUCUCGGCCUCCAACCUGCUGAAGGUAACCAUAGAGACAGCCUUCUCCGUCCCUGAGUCAUGGAUGCUGCCGUCUGGUGCCGCCCCAACUUCCUCCUCGUUCACUGCUGCCCUGGAGGUCCCACUUAUGGCUGAGAAAGAUCAGGCACUGGUGUUUGGUGAUGGGCAGCUGAAGCCAGGGGGGCAGACGGAGGUAAAGGGCAGACAGAAGAAGAGGCCCCAUCAGGCUCUGCUGGCCCCAGGAAACCACUUCAUGCCUGGAGCUUAUUUCCAAGAAGAGCCCAUCGAACAGGAGGACGGAGAGCUGACUGGAUUAGAGGACCGGGAGUUUCGUAAUGAGGCAGAGGCCAUGAAGAGCAGGGUGAGCUGGGACACAGAGAUGUGCUGCUUCCUGGAUGCAGGAGGAAGUGCCAGGCUGCGGCAGAGGAUCACUGAGAGCAGACUGUGGCCAGUGGAGAUCAUGAGGUCGGUGGCUCCUCUUGGAAAGGCAGCAACCAAGCAGAUAGCUGAAGAGAACGCCGAGAUCCUCCUCCACAGUGUGGCCUUUGUGGAUAUGGGCCGGCUGCUGUAUCCCGGUGUCAGCCGCAUCCGAGGAGCGUACAGUGUUCACCCCUUCUCCGAGGCAGAGUUGCUGAACAAGGCGAAGAGGAGUGUCAGUGUGUUAAAGGAACAGGCCAAGGCCGCAGCCCAACAUAACAAACCUCGUGCCAGCUCAGCUGCAAGCUCGCACAAGGCAAAGGCAGGGAAGAAUUUGGAAGGAGGACAGAAGGGAGCCAAGGAUUCAAAGGAGCCAGUCAAAAGGCAACCUGGCAAUCAGUGCCGGACGGCUACAACUGACUCCGAGAGCCUGACCGAGCCUGAGCCGCACGUCAACACAGAGCAAAAUACGUAUGCUGAAGCCAGAACUUACCUCAUUAUUGAGAUAGCCUUGGAGAAACCUCUGGUUCCCAAAACCUCUCCAGAGGAACUGUCCAGGAGGGUGAAGGCACUGAUCCCACCCAGACCUCGACCUCCAGUGGGUCCUAGCAGAGCAGAAAAAGCUGUGCUCAACUUCCACAGGCAGGUAGGCAACACGGUGACCCAAGUCUCAGACCAGUAUAGGGAAUUAUUUGGAGCAACAUGCAAACCAUCAGACGACUGCAGCCGGGAGCAAGAGACAGUUCAGCUGAUGGGAGCGCUCAACGUCUCUGGGAGAUACUUCUCCUUCAAGGAGCAGAUGAAGCAUGCAGUGGUGAGGCUUGUACGUGACAAGAUGCGGAGGACAGAUCCAUUCACUGACCCUCAGGAUCUAAAGGCUUUUGUUAGUGAGCUCUAUGUCUAUCUGGUGGAUGAGACGCACAUCGCUCUCAACAAGAUUUAUUCAGAAGACGUUGAUGAUGAUUCCACAGAUGAAAUCCAGCUGAGUUCUUCUCAGCUCAGACAUUUUGCAAAAGAAGCGGAGCUCACCGGAGAUUAUCAGCAGGCUGAUCGUUACUACCAAGAGCUCGUGGUGAGGAACCCCAGUGAGCCCUCCCUCAGAUUUGAGUGGGGGAGUCUCCACAUGCUGACUGGAGACCACAUGAAGGCUAAAGAGUGUUUCCAUGAUGCUGUAUCCAUCCAGCAGACACAUCAGCCCAGCCUCAUGAUGUGUGGCGUGUUGGCAGCAACAUCUGAACGUUACAAGGAGGCCCAGACCUUCCUGGAGCGGGCGGCGAACGUAGACCCUCCCAGUACGAUGGCCUGGACGCUGCUGGGUUUGUUCCAUGAGGGGCAGAAUGAAUCCAUCCUGGCUCAGAGGGCUUUUCUGGAGGCCAGGAAGCAGCUGAUUGCAGACAAAGCAAAGAAGCGAGCAGAAGCAGAGGAGGAGAAAAAGAAAGGCAGAGACCUGAAAAACCAGGAGGUGGAGGAAGUGGAGACAGCCCCUCCUGUGUGUCAGUCUCCUGAUGUUAAUCAAAAGUUCAGUGACCAGGACUCAGAGAUGCACAAAGAGCCUUCGGCACAAAGUGUCGGCUGCAGAUCUACUCAACCAAAACGUUCCCCCACCAUUUACAUGGAGGCUGUGAAGUUCCUGGUGCAGAACACUGCACUGCAGAUGGCGGAGCGUGCUCUGUCCCAGGAGCUCCUGUGUUCAGAAGGUGGUCGCAGCGUCUCCUUCCUCCGACUUCUGGCCCAGCUGCAUCUGCUCAAAGCUGACUACUGCGGUGCUGCUGCAGCCCUCAGGGAGGCGCUGUUUCACAGAGAUCAGGACGCAGACACAUGGGCUCUGAAUGGUCACUGUCACUACCUGCGAGGGGCAUUCACUGACGCCCAGGAGAGUUAUGAGUGGAGCCUGAACUUCCUGCAGCAGCCGUCAGACUCUCACCUUGUCCUCCUCCGCUUGGGAUCCAUCUACCUCCUGCAGGAGAAGUUUGAAAAAGCCAAAGAGGUCUACCUGCAGGCGUGUGAACAGUCCCCCUCCUGCCUGACCUGGCUGGGUCUGGGCACCGCCUUGUACCGGUUGGAGAAUCUGUCUGUAGCUGAGGAGGCUUUGACCGAGGCCAACCAUUUAAACAACCAGAAUGCAGAGGUGUGGGCCUUCCUGUCUCUUAUCUGCCUCAGGACCGGCAGACGAGAGGAAGCGGAGCAGUUUCACAAGUUUGCAUUGAGGUGGAACCUGCAGCAGGAGUUGCUCCUCACAGAGUUCAGUGAGCUGAGGGAUCAGCUCCGCUUCAGUCAGCUGGCUUCAUGCUCUGGAGCAAACUCUGACACAGGAUUGUGAUAACAUAACGCACAUGUACACUGUUUGUAUUUUAACACUUUAUUUUGCGAAUGAAACACACACAGAGUAAUUUAGACAAG